GUUGUUGUUAAUCUUUCUUUCUUUCUUUCUUUGUUUUCUCUGCGAUUUUGAGGGAGAAAAGAUGAAGGCACCAAACAUGGAGACGAUAACAAAGUCUCUGGAGAAAUCGAUGCAGAAUUGUUCUCUGAGUGAUCGGAGAAGAAGAGUCGGAGAUGGUUUUGGGAGAUCAAAGGAAGAGAGCAACGAGCAUAUUCCUCCGAUCUCAGACAGAACAUUGGAGCUCAAUUCUCACUUAUCUCUUCCUUGUCACUGGGAACAGUGUCUUGAUCUCAAGACAGGAGAGAUUUACUAUAUAAACUGGAAAAACGGAAUGAGAGUGAAAGAGGAUCCAAGGAAAGUGAUGAAUGCAGAUAAUGACAGUGGAGAAUCAUAUGGAACCUUGUGCUCAGAAGAAGAUAGCUCAUAUUACGACAGUGAAGAGUCUUCAUCAGAGUCGUCUCCAUCAUCAAGAGAGAAUCAGAAAGAGGAAGAAGAAGACGAGGAGGAAGAAGAAGAAGAAGAUGUGCUUGUGGUUGCUGGAUGCAAAGCUUGUUUCAUGUACUUCAUGGUUCCUAAGCUUGUCGAGGACUGUCCCAAAUGUGCUGCACAGCUACUUCACUUUGAUCGACCUCAUUCUGCUUGAAACACGUACCCAUGCACUCGUUUCUUCUUUUUAUUCAGAUGAGAAUUUGUUUAGGUUUCCUCUUUCUUUCUUUCUUUAAUCUUAUAUUGUUAUAACUUAGUGGUCUCUCUUGUGAGUGGCAUUAUCAAUGGCAAUGUUUCAGACAUAAAAA
This is a messenger RNA of Eutrema salsugineum, 773 nucleotides long. Its product is annotated as troponin T, skeletal muscle. Gene Ontology annotation, molecular function: protein binding. The record is from RefSeq and is a predicted model, not a curated record. Lineage: Eukaryota; Viridiplantae; Streptophyta; Magnoliopsida; Brassicales; Brassicaceae. The transcript has 2 exons. The coding region runs from base 62 to 622 and encodes 186 amino acids.